This is a messenger RNA of Neurospora tetraspora, 792 nucleotides long. RefSeq names its product ribosomal protein S13. Gene Ontology annotation, molecular function: RNA binding; structural constituent of ribosome. NCBI's taxonomy places the organism in Eukaryota, Fungi, Ascomycota, Sordariomycetes, Sordariales, Sordariaceae. The coding region runs from base 114 to 584 and encodes 156 amino acids. The record is from RefSeq and is a predicted model, not a curated record. Gene Ontology annotation, biological process: translation. The transcript has 4 exons. Gene Ontology annotation, cellular component: cytosol; small ribosomal subunit; ribosome.
CAAAUUUCGAAAACAAUCUGGGCUUGAAUAUCGACGGAGCACUUCCCUCGAACCUGCGACCGAACACACAGCACAGACAGUAUCGAGGCGGUAUCUCGAAAUUAUUGCCCAAGAUGUCUCUUGUGUCCGGCGAGAAGAGCAACUUCAACCACAUCUUGCGUCUGCUCAACACCAACGUUGACGGCAAGCAGAAGGUCGUUUACUCCUUGACCAAGAUCAAGGGUGUCGGUCGCCGCUACUCCAACCUCGUCUGCAAGAAGGCCGAUGUCGACCUGAGCAAGCGUGCCGGUGAGCUCACCUCUGAGGAGCUUGAGCGCAUCGUCACCAUCAUGCAGAACCCCACUGCCUACAAGAUCCCCGCUUGGUUCCUCAACAGGCAGCGCGAUAUCGUCGACGGCAAGGACUCCCAGAUCCUCGCCAACGGUGUUGACUCCAAGCUCCGUGACGAUCUUGAGCGCCUCAAGAAGAUCCGUGCCCACCGUGGUCUCCGUCACUACUGGGGCCUCCGUGUCCGCGGUCAGCACACCAAGACCACUGGCCGCCGCGGUCGUACCGUCGGUGUCUCCAAGAAGAAGGGCAACUAAAUAUGUGCGGGCUUAUUCGGCGCUGCUUUUUCUGGGUUAUUGGUGGUGUUAUUCCAAGACGGGUGGUUAUGGACAUCUGGGACUGAAUUUUUUCGCCUUGCGAGUAUCUGGAUUCUAGGUAGCCUAUGGCUCAUGGGGGAACUCGCAUGCUAAGGAAAGACACAUCAUUGACAGCAUGACAAUAAACGGCGCGGAUAUGGAAAAUGAU